This is a messenger RNA of Paramecium octaurelia, 5309 nucleotides long. Lineage: Eukaryota; Ciliophora; Oligohymenophorea; Peniculida; Parameciidae. The record is from the annotation of a GenBank genome assembly.
AUGAGAAAUUUAAACACUGAAAAAUUUUUUAAAGAAAUUUACUUUUUGAUGCAUCCUUUGGUUUCUUAAGAGUCCAUGAAAGGGCUAAUGAUUAUUUUUACGAUAUUGAACAAAGCUUAAGAACUGGACAUCAUAAAUAACAUAGAUUAGGAAUCUCACUCUGAGAUGAAGUAUUAUAAUAUUUGAAUAUUAGAAUACUAAGUUAAUUAGCAUCAUACAGCUUUGUAAUUAAUGCUGUAACUGAUGAUCAAUUGAUUCUGAUAAUUAUUGGAUUUUUUGCCUUGCAUAUAAUCCUAAUUCUGGUUUACAUUUAUUUCAGGAUAUCCAAAUCUAUUUCAGUCAUCAUACACACCAUUUUACACUAAUUCUUAUUGCAUUACACACUAAUAUUUUAUAUUCCCAUUUCCUAUUCAUCAUUGUAUUUUAUUUCUUCAGAAUCAGUAUGCAAAUCAAGUCAAUUUUGUGAUACUAGCACUUAAAUUGUAUUAAUUAUUAUUUGCAUCCUUAAUUUGGUAAUAGCAUUAGCAAUCAAUUCUCUACACAUUUAUUUUGGGAGAGCUGAUUCACUGAUGGGUGAUAAUCAUAUCUUGAUGUUGAAUUACUCGUUUUUAAACAAUUUUAUAAGAGAAAUUUGCUUGUUCACAUGCAUAGUACUUAAGAGUAUUGAGAUUUUGUAAGAGCUAAGAUUUGCUUUAAUUUUGAUUAAAUACCUACUAACGAUUAUGCAAACAAUAAAUAAGAUCAAUGCAAAACAUUAUGCACUAAUUGAUAUUGUAUCAAUCACAUCUUCAGUUUCACUUUUAAUUAAAUUGUCAGUAUUUGAAUAUCUAAUAGUUCUAACAUUGAUAUGGGCAGCCUUUUUUUAGUUGAUAGAUAUAAUAGAAAAUUACUAUGUCACAUUGAAAAAUUAAGGCAAUUUAAUCACUCUUUAAGUAAACUAUAAAUUUAACUUAAGAAAAUUGAAGAGGCAAACAAGUUAGAAACUAAGACGCAGUCCAAAAUAGUUUUGAAAAUAAUUGAGAAAAUCCAUAAUUGCAAAAAGUGUCAGUAUCCGUCUUAAUUUGUAGAGUGUAUAUUUAGAAGAAUGGCAAAUAAAGAAAAUUAAAUGAAUAAUCAUAUAGUUUCUUUAUUUUGUGAUUAUGUAAGCAAUCAUGCUCCAUUAAAAGCCUUAAUAAGACUAUUGCUAUUGAAUCCUAAUGACUUAUAUUAUAGAUGUUGGUAACAUAAUUUGGCUGAGGAACUUAACAAAAGAAGCAAGUAGUUCUAAAAAGAGGCUUAAAAUAAAACAUCUAUUAAGAAUACUAAUGAACAUUAGAACUCUUUGGAUGUCUAAACUGUUUAUAAUACAUCUCACUCUGCUUAAGCAUUAUUUCCAUGCUUGAUAGACACAAUUUAAUCGAAGAUCAAUUUUUGGAAUAAACUGAUUAAUGGAUAUCAACACAUUGAUUAAUGUUUAUCUGAAUCAUUGAAAACUGCCAAAAAGAUGUUGAGAUGUAGAUCCGAAAUAGAAAGCAGAUUUGAUUUGGUUUAUAAUAAAUUAAAAAACUAACAAGGAACUGACAUAAUUAGUUUAAGAAUAAUUUAAAUUUAUUACUGUGGAAUUUAUACUAAUUAAUUUCAAGCCUUUUAGAUUGAGAAAACUAUUGAUGAGUUAUUAAAGAGUGAGAGAUUUAAGUAAGAUGAAUCAUUAGACAAUAUUCAACUUGUAUAAGGUAAACAUUUUAUACAAAUUUAUUAGAUAGAUUGAUCAUUUUGAAAUCCAGUUUUGUAUCAAAAAGAGGUGAAUUGAUAGAUGUGAAUUAUAAACAAAUGGCUAAGUUUCUGAAUGAACCAGAAGAAGGUUGUAAGUUGAUAAAGCAUUGUUCUUAACUUAUGCCAACUUAUUUAUCAACAGUUCAUGAAUAAUUGAUGGAUAAUUACAUGUAAAAUGGAUAUUCCAAAUUAAUGAUUCAUGGAGAAUCGUCCUUCUUUUAAAAUCCAGCUGGUUUCAUUGAGCCAUGUAGUAUUAAUUUGUUCAAUUUUUACGAUGGCAAAGAUGAUUUCAUAUUAAAUAUGAUCCUCACCAAAGAGUAAUGUUAGAGUGAGACAAUUCUCUUUGGCAUAGAUGGAAAAAUCUUAGGAAUCACUUAACAAUUUUUCAAUGACGCCAUAAGAUCAAAUACUUAAUACUCAAAAACAAUAACUACCUCAGCUGGUAGAAAUACUGAAAUCACGUCUUCUUCAACAAAUAUUAAAGAUUUCUUAGCUAGAUAACCUUUGAUUCAAUUUUAUAUUCCAAACAUUCAAAGUCAAGUUGAAGAAUUAAGAAAUCAAAUAUGCUCAUCCUCUAAUUAUUUAAUGAACAAUUAAAAAUCUACUUGGACGUUUCCCAUAAAUCAUUCUGAAUGCUUAUAGCAAAUGUAGUUAAUAUUAUCAUAAUUUAAGAAAAAAAGUUAAGGUACCUAAAAACUCAAUUAAAACUUUUAAUCUUACAAGUCUCAAACUUAUUCAAAAUAUUCCAAUUACACUAACAAUACUUAACAAGACCAAUAUGAUAAGAGUGAAAUUGGAAAAUAAGUCUUUGAUUAAAUUAACAUCGACAACAUUCCUAUUGUACUUUUACAUCCAGAAAUUGCAUCUUCAUUAAAAGAAUUAAUAGUUUUUGAGGACAUCUAAAAAUAAUCAGUCCAAUUAGGAAUAUUUUAUAGUUUACAAUUCAAAAUAUUGAAGUAUAAAUAAGGCAGCGUUGGAUACUUUAUGCUCACCAUUAAAGAAAAUAAACUGUAUUAUUCUCAAUAAACCAUGGGUUAGUUUUCAAGUCAUAACUAAACUCCUUAAACAGUUAGAUCUUCUAUUUAAGAGUCAAAUGAAAUUGAAACUAUCUAAAAUUCGAUGAAAAUUGAAUUAACGUCAGAGAACUUGAACUAAUAAGAGGAAAUAAUCUAGGAAAUAAGAUUAAUGAAUAAUAUCAUGCAUAAUAAUAAAGAUAGUUCUUUGGUUGAUUAAAGUGGAAACAAUCUAAGUUUAGAUUAAACUAAUAUCAAAUUAUAGAUUCAACUGAAAAACUCAGAGAGAUCUAAUCUUUACGACACAGGUAGAAUACUUAAACAAUCUUAACCUCUAUUUGCUAGACCACAAUAAUAAGAAUGCAGAUUUGAAGAUAUUUCAUAAAUUGAACAAGACAUGCAAGUAAGUAUUUUGAUUAUUUAUUGUAGAACAUUCAAUAAUUGCAAUAAGACUUUGAUGAAAAUGAUCAAGAUUUGGCUAAUUAGAGGUAAGAAUCAGUCAGCUAAAGUGUAAAAAAGAGAUCAAAUAUUCUUGAUAAGGUAAAAUUAACUUAAUAGAAUAAAGAAAAUAUUGGCGAUUUUGCUUCCAAUCCUUCAAGAACUUCGACUAAUUCUACUUCCAAAGAAUCAAUAUUAAUAGUUCAAUAAUUGUACUUUAAUAAAGAUCUAAUUUCUCCAUUAAAAAAGAUAUCUGUAAUUUUAGGAUUAAUCUUAAUUGGAAUGUUAACAUGCGAAAUUUUAAAUGUAUUUUUAAUUAAAGACAAUCUGCAAUAAUAAACUCAAUAAGUAAUCAAUUUGGUGAAACCUUAAAAUAUUAUUUACUAUUAUUCAUCUGUUUUCUAUUAAUUUUGGGGAACUGAAUUACAUACAUUAAACAUCCUUAAAUUGUCUUAAUUUUAAUAUCAAAGGAAUAUAGAAACCUUAGAUGGUAUGCUUGAGUAUGGAAGAACUUAUCUUCAAUCAUUUGGAAUAGAAGUCCCAUAAACUGCUGCAAAUCUUGGUGUUACUACUUUUGAUCUGAAAUAAGUUAAGUUGGGAAAAAUAGAAAAAGAACUCUAUUAACUAUAAGAUUUCUAUUCGUUACUUUAUGAAACUAUGUAUGACAUGUAUAUCAACAAUAAGAAUAAUGAAAAUCCAUCUUAUGAUGAAUUAUUUGCGAGAGGGAUUGUAAGAUAAAACUUUUUGGAAUUAAUCGAUUUACAUAACAAAUUAAUUAUAAAGAUUUCUGAAGACACUAUAUAUCAAUAAAGUCUGGUAAAAAGUUAGUUUUUAGUUAUUAUGCUUUUGGAAUUAUUUUCAAUUUUAUUUUUUGUUGGAUUCUAAUUAAGAUAUUGGUUAUUCUUAGAUCAUAUUACUAAAUCGAUAAUCUUUUUAGUUUCUAGAUUAAAUGAAACUCAAGCCCUUAGUUAAAUAAAUAAAUUAAUACAAAUCAAAGAACAUUUAGAAGAUUAAUCUUCAAAUGUGUGGAAGCUAUUCAAUUUUGGAGAUAUAGUAUUUGAAACUUCAGAUAAGAAAUUUAAAAAGAUAAUUCUUAAGCAAUAAGACUAAACAUCAAAUAAUUAUAAAUCGACAAGUGCAUUAUAUUCAAGAAUCUAAAGAACUUAUUAUUUGAAUAGAAUCAAUGUUUUUAUUACAUUUUUGAUUACUGCUUUAUGGACUGCAUUUCUCUUAGCUGGUUAUUUAAUACACAUGUAGAAAAAUGAAAAUUUCUAACCUUCUUUGACAGCUACUUUAAAAUAUGGUUAAUUUAGAUUGAAUAUGGAUUCACUAGGAUUUAUUGCAGGGAUUGUUAAAACCGAACAAUUAGUGCCUAAGAAUAAUUUAAGUUUCAUUAACCAAACAUAUGCAAUUUAAUUAAUGAUUGAAUAUAAGGAAAAUAUUUCUCCAUUAAUAAAUGAAGUUGCAUAAGUCAUUUUAGAAAAUGCUAAUGCUAAUAACAAAUAAAGUAGAUUUGACAAUAUAUUAAAUUUUGAUAUAUGCGAGUUCACUGAUUGGGAAGAUAUGAAAUCAUGCGAUUUGGCCAGAUAAGAUCUGCCUUAUUUUAGGUAUUAUUUUUUAUAUCAUAUAGUACAGAUCCGAUUAAUGAUAUUGUAAAAAAUGGAGUGUUAGGAUACACUGCUACAUUAGUAAAAUAUCUAAAUUCGGAUUAUGAUUAUGAAAUAAACAAUCUAAAGUAUGAUACAAAUGAGAACAACUUAGUAGCUAUCUAACAAAAACCAUUUGAAAAUUUCUUUUUGUCUUAUUAUUGUGAUAUUCAAAACACUAUGCUAGAAUUUUUGAAUUUGUUUUAAUUAGACAACUCUGAAAUUGCUGCAGAUAUUAACAACGUUGUUCAGAUAUUUUAUUUAGGUGUUGGCAUAUGGUAUGAAUGUCUAAAUAUUUAGUUUGUUUUUAUUUAUUUUGAUUAUGAGUUUACUUUGGGUUUACAAAUAUUAGAUGAAGAUCUCUUGUCUUCGAUAAAUUUUAGUAUUAAUUCCUUCUGAUUUAAUAUUAACAGCUAAUAUAAGAAGUCAGGCUAAAGAAAUUCAUAAUUGGUUAUAUUGA